AUGCGAAGGCUCUUCUCUUUACUUUUCCUUCUACUACUGCUCUUGGUAGUGGUCGAAGAAGUGAGGGGGUACGGUAAUGCGCCGGGCACGUAUCCGGAUGAAGAGAUGAAGAAUGGAAGCGAAUUCGAGGUGCCUAAGAAUCCGUACGAAAGCGGAUGGACUGGAUACGAGUAUUACUAUGAGAAGGAGAAAGAGCCAAAGAGUAAGGAAUUGAUACUGGAUAACGCAUAGAACUUCACACUUUCAGAACCCUCUUCUUCUGUAAGAAGCGGAAAAAUGCCGGCAUUCCAAUCUAUCGAAUCAGUUUCUUCUGAUAGAGAAGGCCCAGAUGAUCCAGAAGGAUACGUAGCUUCUGGAUCCGAAUCUUCUGGAAAACCCAGAGCUCUUUCGACUACUACUACUAGGACUACAACUUCAGCUCCUUCUACAGAUCCACCUGUGAAAGUUGCUCCAAACUCAACGGCAGGUACUUCUUCAACUAGCACCCCCACUUCCACCCACACCAUCACAAGCACCACACCACCAAAGAUCGGUAAGAGAAGAAUUGGAGCGUUUGACGCCAAUUUCACCGCACAGAUUCACGAGACUCACCCGAGAGUGGCACAGACUUCACGGCACCCGAACACGACUUGUAUAGUGGAGAUCAGAAAGGUAUCCCCAAAAGAAUCACGAGCAACGCACCUCUUUCCUUGAAUAAUAUCACAAUGUUUCGCAACAGAUGCCACUGCAAAGAAUCUACUAACCACACUGAUUGAGAAGAAGAAGAACGAGAGGAUCGUUUCGAGAACCCGAGCACCGGAAGGAUAUUAUGAUUCUGUGGAUGACGCCACUGGUUAUGGAGGUGCUGAGCCCAUGGAACGAAAGCCGUCAGCACAGUUAAAGUCCGCAGAUUCUUAUGAUGAUCUUGGUGGGCCUUCUGGCUAUGGAACCACUUCCGGAAGUGCUCCUGGAGCUUCACCACGAGGUGAAAUCACAACUCCACCUCCUCCUCCAACAGGCCCUCAAGCUCUGGAUUACGGUCAAGGAGGUUCAACAACUCGCCGACCGAAAUCAGAAGAGUCUCUGGACCAUCUUAGUGGAUACGGAGCCGGUACCUCUGGUCAGAAUCAUUCCAAAAAUCACGGAGCUGCACCAGGUGCUAUACCAGAAACUGAGUUUCUUUCAUCAAAAUAAUGAGCUUUAGAUUACGGUCAGAAAGGUUCUGAAUCGAAAAAAACAACAACAUCAGAAGAAUCUCUCGAUGUUUCAACUCAUCUCGCUUCUCCUGGAGCUGAGCCAACCACCUCGAAAACACCAGUGUCUUCUGAGAAUCAUCCGAAUCCUUAUACAGCUCCAGAGAUCCCAGUGGCUUCGAGAGGUGUACCAAAAAGUCCAAUUGCCAUUGCUCUACAAGAUUCUGGAAACGUUUAUGGAGAAACUGGACCGGGAGCUGAUUACCCUGAUCCUCCAGAAAACUGGCCAAAGAUUCCAGGAGGACACGUUGCUCACUACAAAUCCGGAUCCGAUGGCUUCGACGUGCCCGUCGUCUCUCGAAACCUUACCGAUCGUAUCGACGACCACAUCGGCUCCAGCGGCUCAAAGUUUGCCCCUGGCUCCGCUCCGACCGUUCCCCCAUCCACUUCUAACUCGAACAACGCAAUUUCGCCGCGAGACCCUUAUGAUCACUUUGGCACCGCACCAGCACCACGUAACCACCAGAACAAUCAGCGGCAAUAUUCUGACGAAGGUUUUGAAGACGAGCACGGCUACUACGGUGACGGCAACGCCAUCAUUUCGGUGGUGCCCGACAGGUACUGUUGCCCGUUGCGGCCAUUUACACAUCACGUUGCUAGCACACACCAGAGAUGUUGGGAAUUCCGUGUUCCGUGUUCCGUGUUCCGCGUUUUUUUUCAAUAUUUUUUCCGUGUUCCGUGUUCCGUAAAAAAAAAUUUCCGUGUUCCGUGUUCCGUGUUCUGUAGAAAUAAGUUUUUUUUCCGUUUUCCGUGUUCCGUGUUCCGUAUAAACUAUAUUUUGUCCGCGGAAAAAUUCGGAGAGGCUUUUCAGCUUUUCUGGCUUGGUUUGCUCGCCUCGUAGAUCAAAUUUAUCUCCGGAAAGAUUAGGACAAUUGACGUUUUGUGGUCAAAAUUUGAAAAUUUUCGGAUUCGGACCAUAUUCGUGAAAAGUGGAUUCCAUUUUCAGUCGUUUUUUUUACUGUAGUUGUUUACUGUUGUGUUGUUGGUUUUGUUAUUUUUAUGAAAUUUUCAGUAAAACUUUCACAUGAGUCAAACAGCUGCCUUGUCAGUCAGAUAAUCGAAUUAAACAAAACAUUAUUUUUUAAAAAAUCACUGGAAUUCUCUUGAAAACGCUUUUUUCCGUGUUCCGUAAAAAAAAAUUUCCGUGUUCCGUGUUCCGUGUUCCGUAGAAAUAAGUUUUUUCCGUUUUGCGUGUUCCGUGUUCCGUAGAGUAACAUUUUUAUUCCCAACAUCUCUGGCACACACACACACUUUCACACUUUCAGGCACUCGAACACCCGCCACCCAUCCAUAGGUGACGGCGCCACGCACACCGACCUCAAAGCACAGAUUUCAGAGAUUGAUCGCAUCGCCGGUAGCGUACAUUUGACAAUAUUCACACGAAACUUUGUUCAGAAUAUCUGGAGAACUCGGCGCGAGAACCGGUAGAGUAUGAGCAAAAGAUCACGAGCGAAUCGUCCAAGGGAAUCACUGUGGAGGCCGGAAAACAGUUGGCGGUAGGGGGCAGUUGUGUAGAGAUUAAAGGCGCGCCGCACACUUUCUUUUUUUUUUUUUACAGAAGCACUUUGGCCGAAAAGCCCGCAAAUGCUGUUCGUGUUGUGAUGAAAAGCAGCCGGUUUCCCGGCAAGUUGAGACCAAAGUAAAGGAUUUCACUUUUGUUUGUACGUAACCUUUUUUCGCGUCAGGUUGAGCCGAGUAACACGCAACAGCUUGUGGAUGCGACACGUUCGUUGGGUGAGUGUUGUGGGUACGGUGUGGCCGAUUGCAACUUUUUUUGUAGGCGAGGAUCCCGAGCAGCAUUAUGUCCCACUUCAGAGCACCGUCGGAGGCAGUGCGUACGUUCAACCGCAACCGAUUGUUCAACCUCAACAGUAAGUGACAUAAACUUGCUUUUCCUGAAAAUUGAUGUACAGGACCCUUUAUCAACAACCAUUCCAACAAUAUCGGCCUCAGUACCAGUAUCCUCAAUCCUAUCCGCAGCAGGCAUCUUGUGGAUGUCAACCACAACCUCAGAAUUGCUGUGCCCCACCUCAACCAUGCUGUCUACGUAAGAAACAGAGAGUAGAAACUGAAAACUAUGUUUCUCUGCUGCCGGUAGAGAUAUUUAAAAAAAGUCGUCACCAUUUUGGCGCGAAAUUCGAAAUUUAACCCAAUUUUUCAUGUGUUUCGUCAAAAAUUACCCAAAGUUUGUACGAUUUCGACAAUGUAAUUGCAUAACUUUGUUAUUAAACUAAUCAUCGCGCACUUUUUGAGCUUAAAACGAGCAGGUUUCAUUCAGAAAUUCAAUCAAUUGAAUCGAUUUUCAAGUUUUGUGCUGAAAAUGCGCGAAUUUCAGUCAUUCGCCGAUACUUUUUGCCGUUUGAACGCUUAAAAUACUUGUAUUAACGUGCUUAAUCACUUCCUAUCACUUCGUCUCAAAACUAUCCACAUCGGCCGGUAUGAAAAUUCCGAAAUUGCGAAAUAUGCCAAAAACGUCUCAAACGCGGCGUUUUCACGAAAAUUUCAAUGUUUUCUCUCUUUAAUGUCGCUUCUUUCGUCGAUAUCAAACACAAAAAUAUCGGAAAAGUGCUGGAAUUGCGGCAAUUUUCGGAAAACGCGUCUCAGAUUAGGCCACGCCCCUUUCUACACUUUUGGUCGCCGUGAGCUGAGUAUUUUAUCAGUUGACAACUGAGAUUGACUGCCAGCGCUGAAUGUACUGUAUUGAAAGUUGCUCAAUUUAGCGUCUUUCAGCCACAAUCCCAUGCUGCCCUCCGAUUCCUUGUUGCCCGCAACCGAAAAUCUGCUGCCAGCCACAACCGAUCUGUCUGCCUCCGCCCACGUGCUGCUCGAUCAACUUCCAAGUGCCGACCAUCCCCAUCUGUGGCCGUGCCUGUCCUUCGUGCCCGUGUCGCAGAAGAGUUCAUCGUUCGAGAAGACUGAAGCGACACUCGAUCAGCACGAACUGCAACCAGUGCUCGGCGGCCGGAGAGCCCUGGAAGUCGGUGCUCCAUCAUCGAGAAAAACGAGCGGCGUCCGGAUGCUCCUCCGGAUUCUCCACGUUGCAGCAAAACUCGUGCGGUUCUUGCGGAGCGUCCAAUUUGAGAUCGCCGCGAGUGAAGCGAAUGGGAUGUCUGCCAUGUUUGGGACGAAAGAAGAGGAAUGCGGACGAGUCAUCGCACAUUCGCGUCAAGAGAAUGGGAUGCUUGCCGUGUCUGGGCGGAGGAAGAAAGAAGAGGAGCGCUCUGUCGAACUGCUCGCAAUGCAACUCUCUCGGACACCUCUUCAAUCGAUACAAACGAAGUCUGUUCGGAUGCUCGCCGUGUGCUUCACAGGUGAGACCCUCAAUAGUUUUUGUGUCAAGUUCUAAAAUGUCUUAUACAGCCCGCGUGUCCGUGCCAGGGCCGGAAGAAGCGAUCGGUGACAAUGCGGGUAGUGAAGAGGGCUCCGAUCGGAUCGGAUCAAUGCGACGCCACGUGCUGUGACUACUCGAAAUGCCAGAAUCGACACAAAAAAGAGAGCCUUGUUCCGUUUACCAUGUGA
Molecule: messenger RNA, 4751 nt
Organism: Caenorhabditis sp. 36 PRJEB53466
Lineage: Eukaryota; Metazoa; Nematoda; Chromadorea; Rhabditida; Rhabditidae
Source: the annotation of a GenBank genome assembly